CAGGCUUUAAAAAUCGCAAUGGACUUCGUCAGUUCAGGAAGCAAGGAGAAAGUGCGAGUGCACCACCUGCUGAACAGUUGGAAAAUGAACGGAAAUCAUUGAGAGCGCUCCUUCGUACCUAUAAGCCUGAAAACAUAUGGAAUGGCGACAAAACUGCCUCUUUUGGAGAAUGA
Messenger RNA from Paraglomus brasilianum, 173 nucleotides. Lineage: Eukaryota; Fungi; Glomeromycota; Glomeromycetes; Paraglomerales; Paraglomeraceae. The record is from the annotation of a GenBank genome assembly.